UAUCUUUAUUGCACGAAGCCAAAGAUAGUACACGAGAUUUUGAAGAUAGAGAUAAAACCAGGUUGGAAGAAAGGCACGAAGAUCACAUUCCCUGAGAAAGGAGGCAACCAAGAACCAGGUGUCACUCCUGCUGAUCUCACUUUCGUUGUAGACGAGAAACCUCAUCCGGUUUACACAAGAGACGGUAUUGAUCUGAUUGUCAAGAAGAAAGUCUCUUUGAUAGAAGCUUUAACCGGAGUCACCCUUAGCUUAACAACUCUGGACGGGAGGAACCUAACCAUCCCGGUUCUGGAUAUUGUAAAACCGGGUCAGGAGAUUGUGAUCCCAAACGAAAGAAUGCCAACUAAAGAAGACCCUUUGAAAAUAGGAGACCUCAGAGUCAACUUAGAUGUCUUGUUCCCGUCAAGGCUUACUUCAGAACAGAAGAAUGGUCUCAAAAGAGUUCUUGGUGGAACGCUGAUGGAGCUGAAGAACAUUUAGUUUUCAAGUAAGCUCUUGAUCAUGUUUAACAACGAAGCUGCUAGUCAAUCCAGUGUACAUAUAUAUUCAACAAUAAUGGCUGUCAGGGACAGAACAUAUCCUAAUUAAGUAGAACUUGGGUUCUUUAACUUGUGUUUAUGUGUGCGUUUGCUUUCUCCUAAUGUUCAUUCAGCUCAUAAGAAUAUUGCAAACCAUAACAAUGAACUACGAGAAGUGAGAGUUUCAC
Messenger RNA from Brassica napus (rape), 706 nucleotides. Its product is annotated as dnaJ homolog subfamily B member 1-like. The transcript has a single exon. The record is from RefSeq and is a predicted model, not a curated record. Lineage: Eukaryota; Viridiplantae; Streptophyta; Magnoliopsida; Brassicales; Brassicaceae. Gene Ontology annotation, molecular function: protein-folding chaperone binding. Gene Ontology annotation, cellular component: cytosol. The annotation marks the transcript as partial.